Molecule: messenger RNA, 318 nt
Organism: Sphenostylis stenocarpa
Lineage: Eukaryota; Viridiplantae; Streptophyta; Magnoliopsida; Fabales; Fabaceae
Source: the annotation of a GenBank genome assembly
AUGGUUGUUCCUCUCUUGGCGCGUAGCUUCGAAUCGCUAGGGUUUGUUACGGAGAGAAGUUGGGUUUCAGUUACGAAUGAAAGUAGCGAGGGAAAGAGACAAGGAGGGUUUGGUUGGGAGGAAGAAAAUGGAGAUGGAGAAGAAAUGGAGAAAAUGGACAGAAGAACGGCGUUUGAGAAAAAUCUUGCUAUAAUAAAGAGGAGAGGGCAAAAAGUGAUUACAGUUUUAGGACGCGCCACUCUUCCCCUCCACAAUAUCCGUGACGGUAGGGUGACACAUGAGAGUGAUGCCAAAGGGUAUACUUUGAAAAUUGCUUAG